AUGAAAAUAAACUCUUUGGUUACUUCAUUAUUGCUGAUUGUUCUCUUAGAGCCAGCAAUUGCUUCGUUUGUCAAUACGGAACAAGAUACGUCUGCAUAUAACAGACCCUUAAUUCACUUGACUCCUAAUGUGGGAUGGAUGAAUGAUCCGAAUGGCUUGUUUUAUGACAAAAAAACCAGUCUUUGGCAUGCAUACUACCAGUAUAACCCAAAUGAUACAAUCUGGGGAGAGCCAUUAUACUGGGGACAUUCUAGCUCUAAGGACUUGACACAUUGGGAAGAACACCAGGUAGCAAUUGGUCCUCAGAACGAUGAUGAAGGAAUAUUCUCUGGGAGCAUCGUGAUUGAUCAUAAUAAUACGUCAGGAUUUUUUGACGAAUCCAUUGACAAAGAUCAGAGGGUUGUUGCAAUAUAUACCAACUCGACGCCAAAAACUCAAACGCAAGAUAUCGCCUAUUCUCUAGAUGGAGGAGAGACAUUUACUAAAUAUGAUAAAAAUCCUGUGAUAGAUGUUAAUUCUACUCAGUUCCGUGAUCCUAAAGUUUUCUGGCAUGGUGAUACGGACCAAUGGAUUAUGGUUGUUCUGAAAUCUCAAGAAUACAAAAUCCAGAUAUUUGGCUCUCGUGAUUUGAAAACCUGGGAUUUACAUUCUAACUUUACAUCUGGUUAUUUAGGAAAUCAAUACGAAUGUCCAGGAUUAAUUAAGAUUCCUAUUGAAAACACUAAUGAAUUCAAAUGGGUUAUGUUUUUGGCAAUUAACCCAGGUUCUCCAAAUGGUGGAUCUACGAACCAAUAUUUUAUUGGGGACUUUGAUGGCUUUGAAUUCAAACAAGACGACUCAGUGACUAGAUUUAUGGACGCAGGAAAAGACUUUUACGCUUUCCAAACAUUCAGCGAUAAUGAGAAAGACGUAGUCGGUUUAGCGUGGGCAUCUAAUUGGCAAUAUGCCAACGUUGUGCCUACUAAUCCAUGGAGAAGCUCGAUGUCCUUGGCUAGGAAGUAUACUUUGGACUAUGUUCAUCAAAAUGCUGAGACAAAGAUACUAACGUUAAUUCAAACCCCAAUUUUAAAUAAUCUUAAUGUUACUGACAAAGUUGAAAAAAGUAAUCAUUUGUUGACUAAGAAUAACACGAUUAUUACGGACUUCGGCUCUUCGACAGGCUUACUUGACUUUAACACUACAUUUAAAGUUCUCCAGGGGAGUGGCAGCAACUCUAGUCCCAAAUUAGAGAUUUUGAUUCAUUCACAGGCUUCGAAUUCAAGUACCGAAUCAAUAAAAUUGGGGUUUGACACAAGUGUGUCUGCAUUCUACUUUAAUCGUGACAUUCCGAAAGUAGAAUUUAAUAGCAACCCGUAUUUUACAAACAAAUUCUCAACUUACGUGGAGCCUGCGCAUUAUUUUGAAAACGAUAUUCCCGUCUAUAAGAUCUAUGGAAUAGUUGAUAAAAAUAUUAUAGAGUUAUAUUUCAAUGAUGGUACUCAAACUAUGACGAACACAUUUUUCAUGAGUGAAGGCAACUAUCCACAUCAAAUUGAGAUAGGAAGUAAUGUAGACGGUCAAUUUGAAUUGCAAAGCUUGCUAGUUAGAGAAUUAAAUAAAUAG
Debaryomyces fabryi is the source of this 1602-nucleotide messenger RNA. RefSeq names its product Invertase. Gene Ontology annotation, molecular function: sucrose alpha-glucosidase activity. Bases 1 to 1602 code for a protein of 533 amino acids. Gene Ontology annotation, biological process: sucrose catabolic process. The transcript has a single exon. Lineage: Eukaryota; Fungi; Ascomycota; Pichiomycetes; Serinales; Debaryomycetaceae. Gene Ontology annotation, cellular component: fungal-type vacuole. The record is from RefSeq and is a predicted model, not a curated record.